AAAGAUCUUGUAUUGAAGCAUUGAAUUAAAAAUUUAUAAUAAAAAUGAGUUUUUGUAAUAAAGUGGUGUUAAUUACUGGCGCUGGUUCCGGAAUCGGAGCUGCAACUGCUAUAGCGUUUUCAAAACAAUCCGCUAAACUUUCAUUAGUUGAUAUAAAUGAAAAAGAUUUAAACAAAACUGCCGAAAUAUGUAAAACAAACGAAGUAUUAAAAGUAGUAGCUGAUUUAGCAAGAGAUGAAGAUAUUAAACGAAUCUUUGAUGAGACUAUAGCAAAGUAUGGAAAAUUGGAUAUACUUGUUAACUGUGCUGGUACGUAUAUGCCAUCGAACAUAGAAAGUGAAAAUUUAAUGAAGAUCUACGAUCGUAUUCAAGCUGUUAACUUAAGAUCUAUUGUUGCGUUAACUAAUUGUGCUGUUAACGCAAUAAUUGAAGCUAAAGGUUCAGUGAUUAGCAUCUGCAGUGUAUCAGCUAAACUCACAACAAAGUAUAAUAUUCCGUAUAGUGUUUCUAAAGCAGGAUUGUUGCAUUUUACUAAAUGUGCAGCUAUAGAAUUAGCAGAUAAAGGAGUUAGAGUGAACUGUAUAUCACCAGGAGUUGUUAAAACGAAUAUAUUCCAGAGUUCCGGUUUAAAUGAGAAAGAAAUCUCAAUGUGUUUGGAUACGUGUGUUGAUAGUACACCUCUAGGAUCUAUGAUACAGCCUGAAGAAAUAGCAGAUAUGGUUUUGUAUCUAUCAAGUGAUAAAGCAAGGAAUAUAACGGGUACAGACUAUGUAGUUGAUGGUGGCAUGCUUCUAAACGGACUUAUUGUCCUUCGCUAA
Molecule: messenger RNA, 818 nt
Organism: Papilio polytes (common Mormon)
Lineage: Eukaryota; Metazoa; Arthropoda; Insecta; Lepidoptera; Papilionidae
Exons: 1
Coding region: 45-818 (257 amino acids)
Molecular function (GO): oxidoreductase activity
Source: RefSeq, a predicted model, not a curated record